UUAUCUGGGCUGUUUCCUCCCUGGGGACACCAGCUCCCAGGCAAGAGAACUUGGCAGGCUCUCCACAUGGCGGUCUUAUUCCUCCUCCUUCUGCUCCUCUGUGGGGCCCCCCAUGCUGCUGCAGACAACAUCCUGGCCAUCCACGUGGUCUUGGGGGAGGCCGUGGAGCUGCCAUGUCCCUCACCACCCACCCUGCAUGGGGACGAACUCCUGUCCUGGUUCCACAGCCCUGCAGCAGGCUCCCCCACUGUCCUGGUGGCCCAAGUCCAGGUGGCCAGGCCAGCCGCAGAGCCUGGAAAGCCUGGAAGGGAAUCCAGGCUCAAGCUUCUGGGAAACUACUCUUUGUGGCUGGAAGGGUCCAAGGAAGGAGACGCCGGGCGAUACUGGUGCGCUGUACUGGGUCAGCGCCACAAGUACCAGAACUGGAGGGUGUAUGAUGUCUCCGUGCUUAGAGGAUCCCAGCUAUCUGCAAAGGCUGCAGAUGGAUCCCUCUGCUCUGUCCUCCUGUGCUCUGUGGUCCCCCCCAGACGCCUGGACUCUGUGACCUGGCUGGAGGGGAAGGGUCCUGUGAGGGGCCGGGUACAGUCCUUCUGGAACAAUGGGGCUGCCCUGCUCUUGGUGUGUCCUGGAGAGGGGCUUCCUGAGCCUAAGGGUCGUAGACCAAGGAUCAUCCGCUGUGUCAUGCCUCAGAACAAAGGGGUCAGCUUUAGCCUGGCAGCCUCCAUGGAUGCCUCCCCGGCCCUCUGUGCCCCUUCCACAGGCUGGGAUGUGCCCUGGAUCUUGACGCUGUUGCUCGCAGCGGGCCAGGGGGUCACCAUCUUGGUCCUUAGCGUCAUGCUCUGGAGGCGGAGGAUCCACGGGGCUCAGUGCAGAGAUGCCUCGAUUCCUCAGUUCAAACCUGAAAUCCAGGUCUAUGAAAACAUCCAUUUGGCCCGACUCAGCCCACCUGCCCCCAGGACCAGAUGGUCUCCAUGACAUCUGCUGGGAAGUGACCUGCUGUCUCCUUGGCCAUCUGGCGCCCGAAGGAUUCCCUGAAAACCUUGGCAAGGGGGGAGGGGCUGGGAGUGUCACUUCACAGUCCAACUGGUCUCUUGCAGCCAAGCUGUGUGUGUGUUGGGGGGGGCGGUGCUGAAGGAAAGGCGAAGCAUUUCUUGAUGUCACCUACAAAAAAGGUGUGGUCUCCUGUCUUGUAGCAGCCAGUGGAGGGCAGCCCUGAGCCUGCAGUAUUAUGGGGUUGUGGGGAGCCUGGCAUAGCUGACGGUGAAGAGGGGUGGGGAUGGGCAGCGAGGAGACAGAGAAAUCCAAGAACUUGAGCCGUGGUGGAGAAUCUAGCAUGGAGGAACCAGAGACAAAUGGGGGAAGCUGAAGCCCAGACAAGGGAAGAGACUCAAGUCAGCGUAAAGGCUGAGAUGUUCAGAGAGACAGAGAAAAGCAGAAGCACGGAACAGGAGGAUUGAGGGACAGAGUGAGUAGAAAGAAAACUCAAGGUGCCUCUAAAUUAAGCCAGCCCCCCAUCCUCACAAAGAAGAGAAGCUGAGAGAUAGCAAGCACCUUUAAUCAGACCCCAGACUUCCUCAGAUGGAAGAGAAGGGAACUGAGUCAGUAUGGGGGUGCCCAUGGUUGGCCCCCACACCCGUCGCCCUCCUUAUCCCAGGCACUCCAUUCUGGCAUCC
Molecule: messenger RNA, 1673 nt
Organism: Rhinolophus ferrumequinum (greater horseshoe bat)
Lineage: Eukaryota; Metazoa; Chordata; Mammalia; Chiroptera; Rhinolophidae
Gene: LY6G6F
Product: lymphocyte antigen 6 family member G6F
Exons: 6
Coding region: 67-975 (302 amino acids)
Source: RefSeq, a predicted model, not a curated record